GGAAGAGUGGAUUGUGGGCGUGCCUCGCGCAUUCCGAAGGUCACGUGAGCCUCGUUCUCUCAGCGGCUGUCGAAUAGCUCGGUCGUUUGGGCGGCCUCUUGAGUGAGAGAGAGGCUUUCCUUUGGUCCUUUGCUCGGUCGGCCUGUGAGGCGCUGGUGUGAGCCUGUGAGGAGCUCCUCUCGGUAUCGGUGUGGGUCGGUACUUGUAUCAUUGUUUGGUGAACCGAAUUCUCACUGACAGUACGAUACGAUGGCGGCCUUCAACUGCAUCUGGUGAGUGGAGUGAGCCAAGAAUGGAUGGGUGGGGCAACAACAACACGGACACACACACGCACGCACACGCAUGGGCGUGCACAUGGAUGCCUUUGCUCAUUGUCUGUGUGCCGUACUGUGUGUGUACAUGUGUGUGAUGUUUGUCACUCAGUGAGUUUUUGAACGCGAUCAACGGUCAGAUUACUGCGGCGGCGGCGGCCAACUUCGACAUGGUGACGGACGUGGCCACCGACGCCACCAUCGAACCGCUCCCCACACAGGGAGGUAAGCAGUGACGAGAGCCGAGCCGACUACACAGACACACACACACACAGAGAGAGAGAGAGAGAGAGAGCCUUGCCUUCGUCAACAUAUGAUGGCGUGUGUGCGGUGUGGUCGGUGUGGCUGUGUCAUUUGAUUUGACCAGACACUGCUGCCGUCAUGACGCCGGGCACAGUGCUGCUCACCGUGCUGCUCAUCGCCUACCUCGUGCUGACAUUCCAGGUGUGUACCGCCCCGCCCCGCCCACACACGCGCGCACUGGAUGGAUGGAUGUGUUGUGGAUGUCUGUGUGUGUGUGUGUGUGUGUGCAGCGUGGCGGCUCAGGCGGGGGGAAGCCCAGCGGGGGCGGGAGGGGCACACCGCCCCCCGGGCCCUCGCCGGACCCCAUAUUCUAGACACGCACACACACCAUCACACACACGUCACAUCACAUUACUCCACACCACACCGCCCCACCAUGGUGGGUAGCUAGCUCGGUCCGGCUUGCUCGUUUCUCUCUCUCUCUCCCCCUCUCUCUGUCUCUCCCUACCUCUGAGUGAGUGUUUGUCCUACCUCGUUGUUAUCCUGGCCGUCCUGUGCGUGCGUGUGGACGUUGUGCGAUGAAAUGGAAUCGAUGGAGUGGGAUGGGAUGCGGCCGGCUUCUACCGUUUUUGGCCUGGCUGCCUGGCUGGCCGGCUGGCUGGCUGGCUGGCUGCGUCAUCCCAUCGCGAACGACCAUGAGAGUGCAAGUUUUUCUUUUGCUGUGUGCUGUCUGUCUGCCUGCCUGCCUGCCUGCCUGUCUGGCUGUGUGGCUGCAUCUGCACCUGUCCGUGCGUGGGGCGAUCGUAAAUACGACACACACACAGCUAGAGAGAGAGAGAGGGACAGGCGCGGAGAGAAGGAGGAGCCUUUCAGGCAGGCAGACAGACAGGGCUGGCAGAUGGGAGGCUGGUGCUCAGCACUCGGCUCACACACAAGCAUAGACAGACAGAGAGACAGACAAAUGGGGGUCAAAUGGGACUCUCCAUGUGUGUGUCAAUGUGCGUGGUUCGUUCGAGACUCUGUGUGUGUGUGUGUGUGUGUGUGUCGCGCCCUACCUAAUGAUGAUGUACAGAUACUCUCUGUCCUUUGCUGUCCCGGGCGGCGCUGCUUGGCGGCGUCCGACGCCGGCAACUGGUAGACAGUGAGCAGCGGCACUUAGCCAGCCAGACUGACGGACACGGGCGCACACACACACACACACACACGGCGAACCACACACAACGGUCACAGACAGCCAGACAGACAGACAGGUGCGUCUCUCACUCACUUACCCUUGUCGACUUGUAAUAUGGGAUGGAUGGAUGGAUCCAGGUGGUUGGUUUACUGUCUGGUUGUCUGUCUGCCUGCCUGCCUGCGCGUGUGUGUGGGUGUGCGUGUGUGCGUGUGUAGCGCGGGCAGUGAUGCAGGGAGGGAUGCGGGGAGGCGGGCAAUAACGUACGACCCACGUUCCGUACGCACCGAUGUGUGUUAUAUACCAUAUAUACUAACUAGUGUACAGGUGAGCGUCUGUCGAGCGUCCCUGGCAUGGCUGAUGUGCUGGUGGUGUGGCGGAUGAGGGUAUGGAUGGAUGGAUGCGCCCUUUUUUCGUCUGCGGGUGAAAGGAAUGUCCGUGUGGCGUGUAGUCCGAGAGAGAGAGAGAGAGAGAGAGAAGUUUGCCCGCACAUGGACAUGGGUGAUGUAUGUGUUGGUGACGGUGUGAUGAUGGUGCCGUUGGUGUGUGGUGUUGGUGUGGACGGACCUGUCUGCCUGCCUACGUCAUGUCAUGAUGAAGGCACACUAUAUAGUCUAUACGCAACCAACGGGCCCACUCCACUGGAUGAGCUUAGCUCUUGUUGAUGGGAACCAUAAAAUCACCGUCUCUUUAUUUUAUCGUUCCGUGACAUCCGAGUCAGGCCGGGCAAUCCAUCCAUACAUCCACCACGCCACCCCCCCAGUCACCACCCUUUAGUUGCUUACCGUGCGACAAACGAACAGACAGACAGACAAACCAGGCAGGCUCUUCAGCACAUCCAGCCACUCCAUAGAAAUACCCACACACGCACACGCAUUGACAACAAAUCUAUAGACACAGGUGGACAGCCAGACAGACAGCCAUGCAGCUGAGUGGGCGGGUGGAACGCCGUGAGUUUGGUUACUUAUGUGUAUGUAUGUGUGUGUGUAUGUGUGUGCAUGUGUGUGAGGGGUGUGUGUGGUCCUCUGAGAGCGGUGUGUUGUGUGUGACGUAUCCGGCUUGCUCACCAUACCACGACAAAUGAUUACACACACCACGCCCCACACACAGGCGCCGCCUGCCGCAGCACCCGCCCACCUCUCGAACUCACACACACAUAUAAUGCAGAUGGAUAUAUAAAAAACACAAACAAAGAUUCAGAGGGAAAGUAACCUCGACAUUGCAAUCAGUCCACACACUAACAGCCAUCCAUCCAUCCAUAUGGACAGGCAGACAACAGAGAGCGGACCGUAUACACACUAGAAAUGAGCUGGGCGGCUCCUCCUCCCGCUGCUGCUGGUGCUGCUGCUGAUAAAAGGAAAACGCAGCGAGGCCGGCAGAACAGAAAGGGAAGGAAGCUGAUGCACGGCGGCACGGCUCUCUGUGUGUCUGUGUAUCUCUGUGUGUCUGUGGGUCUCUGUGUCUGGGGGUAGUGGGUGCAUCCUUUAUCGAGAAUCACUGUGUGCUGUGCUGU
Messenger RNA from Vitrella brassicaformis, 3238 nucleotides. NCBI's taxonomy places the organism in Eukaryota, Vitrellaceae. The record is from the annotation of a GenBank genome assembly.